Molecule: messenger RNA, 1572 nt
Organism: Pieris macdunnoughi
Lineage: Eukaryota; Metazoa; Arthropoda; Insecta; Lepidoptera; Pieridae
Source: the annotation of a GenBank genome assembly
AUGGCUGAUUGGGAAAAUAAGAAACAUUUAAUUACCCGAAACCUGCAAGAGGUGUUGGGUGAUGAAAAACUUACUGAAAUUUUAAAAGAGCGAGAUUUAAAAAUUUACUGGGGCACAGCCACUACAGGCAGACCUCAUGUGGCUUACUUUGUACCCAUGUCAAAAAUAGCAGACUUUCUCAAAGCAGGCUGUGAAGUCACAAUAUUGUUUGCCGACUUACAUGCAUACUUAGACAACAUGAAAGCUCCAUGGGAACUUCUUGUUCUACGUACCCAAUAUUAUGAAGCUGCUAUUAAAGCAAUGUUAACAUCUAUUGGCGUUCCUUUAGAGAAACUUAAAUUUGUCAGGGGGACUGAAUAUCAGCUCAGUAAAGAAUAUACUUUAGAUGUUUACCGUAUGUCAUCUGUGAUUACUGAACAUGAUGCUAAAAAGGCUGGGGCAGAAGUUGUAAAGCAAGUAGACCAUCCAUUGCUUAGUGGACUUCUCUACCCUUGUCUACAAGCUUUAGAUGAAGAAUAUUUAAAAGUAGAUGCCCAAUUCGGAGGUGUUGAUCAAAGAAAAAUUUUUACAAUGUCAGAAAAGUACCUACCACAGUUGGGGUAUGCAAAACGUAUUCAUUUUAUGAAUCCCAUGGUACCAGGAUUAACUGGUGCUAAAAUGUCUUCUUCUGAAGAAGAUAGUAAAAUAGAUUUAUUAGAUAAUCCAGCAAAUGUUAAGAAGAAGCUUAAAAAAGCUUUCUGUGAACCAGGUAAUGUGGCUGAAAACGGACUACUUUCGUUCACUAAACAUGUAUUGUUUUCUUUAAUGAAGGAAGGAGAAAGUUUUAAGAUUUGCAGAUCACCAGAUCAUGGUGGCAAUGUAGAAUACACAAAAUUUGAAGAUCUUGAAUUAGCUUUUGCAAACCAAGAGAUUCAUCCUGGUGAUUUAAAAGCAUCUGUUGAACUAGCUAUGAAUAGUCUUUUAGCACCUAUUCAAGAGAUAUUUAAAGAACCCAAGUUGCAAGAACUGUCUAAAAAAGCUUACCCACCCCCAGUAAAAGUAAAGGGAAAUGUUGCAAGUACUGACGAGGUUACACCUAGCAGAUUAGAUAUUAGAGUCGGCAGGAUUGUUGAAGUUUCACGACAUCCAGAUGCAGAUGCUCUUUAUGUGGAGAAGAUUGAUCUAAAUGAGGGAGAACCAAGAACAGUUGUGUCAGGACUAGUGAAUUUUGUACCAAUUGAGGAGAUGCAAAACCGUGACGUUGUAGUAUUGUGCAACUUGAAACCUGCUAAAAUGCGUGGUGUGGAAUCUAAAGGAAUGGUCUUGUGUGCAUCUGUCGAUGAUCCUAAACAAGUCGAGCCAUUACUACCACCUCAAGGCAGUAAGCCUGGAGACCGUGUUGUUGUUGAAGGCUAUGAAAAUGGUCAACCUGAUGAAGUGCUUAAUCCCAAGAAAAAGAUUUGGGAGAAAUUACAACCAGAUUUAAAAACAAAUGACAGCCUUUUGGCUGUAUGGCAAGGAAAUAAGCUUAUUAGUAAAUUGAAUGGAAAUGCAGUUACUACUAAAUCCAUGAAAAAUGCCCCUAUCAAAUAA